CCGGGAAACGGAGCCGACGAGGCCUAGCCACCCAGCCUCGUUUUGCGCUCUGCCGCCUCUAGGCUUUACGCCUUUCGCCUUAGUCCUCACUUGAGGGCGCUUCUGUUUGACAACAACUUUUUAAUAAUCACCUGCGGGUGGAUUGGACGGGCUGGACUUAACUCGGAGCAAGGACGUCAAAAAGCAACAAGACAUCAGCAACAACAGCGGGCCCUCUUCCUGUUCGGCCAGUCCAGCUAACCAGGAAUGGGAAGAGGGACCUGUAUUACGACUCUGGAUGACCGUUACGAGGAUCACGACUGCAAAGGUUUUUCUGCGUUAUCUCACUUUUACUUUACUGGCUGGAUUAUUGUGUGUGUUCGGAAUUCGGCGUUGCGGGAAUCGCAAUCACCAUCCCACCAUACCACCCACACUCACGCACACACCCACCACAACUGCGGCUACCACCGCCAUGCUGCUCUUGCAGGAGGUGCGGUGCAGGGACAGUCAGAUGUGCGAUGGAUUGCGACCCGGGAGAUGGAUGGAUCAGGGACAGGGACCGUGGGGGUGGGGACAGGGGGUCUGGUUUGGUCUCGGUUUUGGGUUGGCCUGAGCUGCCCGGAAAGGGCGGGCAUAGAUGGGAUUAAUCAAUCAAUUGAAUCAACAAUCACAGAUGUACGAGGGAUUGUGCUGGAAUGGGUGGCAGCGGAAGCAAGCCACCACCACCAUUACAACCGCACCAACAGUGAAGACUAGGACCGCCGCUUUCUUUUCGCAGGACUUGCUGGGAGGGGCGAGGGGCGAGGUUCUAGAUGUGUAUGAUAUAUAAUCC
Messenger RNA from Ilyonectria robusta, 811 nucleotides. RefSeq lists its product as uncharacterized. Bases 247 to 735 code for a protein of 162 amino acids. Lineage: Eukaryota; Fungi; Ascomycota; Sordariomycetes; Hypocreales; Nectriaceae. The transcript has a single exon. The record is from RefSeq and is a predicted model, not a curated record.